Plasmodium cynomolgi strain B is the source of this 1038-nucleotide messenger RNA. RefSeq names its product VIR-like CYIR protein. The record is from RefSeq and is a predicted model, not a curated record. Bases 1 to 1038 code for a protein of 345 amino acids. The transcript has 2 exons. Lineage: Eukaryota; Apicomplexa; Aconoidasida; Haemosporida; Plasmodiidae.
AUGAAAGAAAUAUUCGGGUUCUCUUUAAUUAAAAUUCUUACAUUUAGCGCCUUAAUAUGGAUAUCUCCCAAUUCUUAUGGGUCGGCUAAUUUGGGGGAAUCAUGGGAAAAUAGAAUAAACAUAAAUAACAAGUUAGAUGUAAGAAAUAGCAGGUUAUUAAAUGCAAGAUACGAAAAAAAUAGACAUGAAAGAAAUGUAAAUUUAAAAGAAGGAAAACAUAAUAUGUUAAAAGAUGAGGAUCAUUAUGAAAGAAGAUCCCCAAAUAAAAUGAAGAAUAAACCUAAUACUAGGGAACAAAUGCAAGAUCUGAGAUUUCGUGAUAGACAUGAUAAAUCACAAUCAAAAACGAAACAUGGUGACCAUUCUGGAAGAAGAAACGAUAAAUUAUCAAAUGAAAAAAUUGAUAGAAGAUCAAAAGAUAAUGCUGAUAGAGAUCAAGAUGAUAGUUUUCUUAAAGAACCAGAGGAUGGUUACUAUAGAAGAGAAGAAAAUGUUCAAUAUGGAGAAGGAAGAACCGAAUUUAAAAAACCACCAAAUAAUAAUGUUACAGAAAUACAGAAGAAGCCCGAAGUAAAUAAUAAAAAUUUAGAAAAUCUUCCCCCACCACCAAAUGGCAAGGCUCCUCAGAUGGUGGAAUACUACGAGUAUAGCAAAACAAAGAAAGGCUUAAAGGAAAAAUUGGUAAAUAUACUUAACAAAAUGGAUGUACAAUUUCAAUUGGAAUUUAUUCGUUACAUAAAAGGAAAGAAGCAUGUUACGGAACGUGAAUUUUUGGUACUUCGAGGUAAAAGAGAAAAAAUUGCUUAUUAUUUUAAGAGGUACAAAAUAUUCUUGCCACUUAUAGUACAAACUACAAUUUUUUUGAUAUUUUUACUGUUGGCAUUGACGUCAAAUAGUGCACCCAUUGCAAUGACCAUAAUGGCUUUUAUUACCGGUGAAUUGCUCUUGAAUUUGUUGUACUAUUAUUUAAAAGAAUAUAUUAAGAUAAGAAAAAUUCACAAAACUUUCAAAAAACAUGGUGUUAUAAUAAAAAAAUAA